Messenger RNA from Malania oleifera, 1218 nucleotides. RefSeq lists its product as uncharacterized. The record is from RefSeq and is a predicted model, not a curated record. The transcript is spliced from 9 exons. Lineage: Eukaryota; Viridiplantae; Streptophyta; Magnoliopsida; Santalales; Ximeniaceae. The coding region runs from base 160 to 1020 and encodes 286 amino acids.
UAAUCAGUAGUAAUAACAAAAGUUUUGGGGGGUUGAGAGUAACCAACGAGUCUCUUGGUGUUCAAUCUGGAGCCUCUUGUUCUUCUCCAACGGAUAGAUAGAGCGAGGGUGGAGAGACUCGGGGAGAGAACACUGAGGAGAGAGAGAGAGAGAGAGAGAAUGCAGAUGAAUUCAGCGGCUUCAAUAGAGGGAGGAGCUAUCCUCUGCUCCCACCAAUUCGGCCUCCGUAGUUCACAGUACUUUCUCUCUCACCAUCUUCAUUCGCCAGCUCCUCGUCUUCACACUCCCUCAAGCCCCACAAUCUUCAUCAAUUCACAACCUUUACUUCCGAAACAUCGCCAUCUCACACUCCUGUGCAUCGCCAAAGCUGCAGAUUCAACCCAGCCUGCCUCUGCAUCUGCCGCCGCUGCCCCCUCCCCCGACAAGACACUUAUUCCCGAUGAUGAGUUCUCGCUUGCUAAGGUUUCAUUUGGUGUUAUUGGACUUGGUGUUGGAAUUACACUCCUGUUCUAUGGUUUUGGGGCAUACUUCACUGUCCUCCCUGGAUCUGAAUGGUCAGCGUUAAUGCUAACGUAUGGCUUCCCUCUUGCUAUAAUUGGUAUGGCUUUUAAGUAUGCAGAGCUAAAGCCAGUGCCGUGCUUGACAUAUUCAGAUGCUCAAAAGUUGAGGGAAACAUAUGCAACUCCUAUUCUUAAACAGGUCAGGAAUGAUGUUACUAGAUACCGGUAUGGGGAUGAACAACAUUUGGAUGAAGCUUUAAAGCGUAUAUUUCAGUAUGGUCUGGGGGGAGGAAUUCCACGGAGGAGUGCACCAAUUCUAAAAAUGAUUCGUGAAGAAGUGACUGAAGAUGGUAAAUACUGCUUGGUCCUGGUGUUUGAGGCAAAAGCUCUGCAAUUAUCAGAUUUUGAGCAAAGACAGGAAAAAUUCACUUCAUUCUUUGGACCAGGGAUCACAGCUGAAGUUGGAAAGGGAGAAGAUGUUCUAUAUGAAGUUCGACUCAUUUCAAAUGCAUCACAAUGAAAUUCAUUAUGGGUUCUCUCAUUUGGGCUGGUUCUGAAUAUUACACAUUGUAUAGCCGCUUGCUAAAGAGUGAAAAAGAAAAUACGAUUGUACAAUGAUCUUUUGAGGGGGGGAUUGUGGGAAUUAUAAGGUGGCUAAAAUCAAUUAUAGCAAUGAAAAGAUCAAUGAUUAACAUAAAAAUGGGAAUUAUUUAUUUUA